Chionomys nivalis (European snow vole) is the source of this 9092-nucleotide messenger RNA. It is a transcript of the gene Diaph2, whose product is annotated as diaphanous related formin 2. The record is from RefSeq and is a predicted model, not a curated record. The transcript has 31 exons. Bases 271 to 3591 code for a protein of 1106 amino acids. NCBI's taxonomy places the organism in Eukaryota, Metazoa, Chordata, Mammalia, Rodentia, Cricetidae. Gene Ontology annotation, biological process: actin filament polymerization; actin cytoskeleton organization. Gene Ontology annotation, molecular function: microtubule binding; small GTPase binding; actin binding. Gene Ontology annotation, cellular component: cytoplasm; actin filament.
UUUCCUCCACCCUAAACACCGCCCUGAGGGCGGAGGCGACCGUGGUGAUUGCAGCUGCUUAGGGGCAGGGCUUGCCCCAGCUCUGAGUGCUAGCACUGGAGUGGUUGCGUCGGGGUUGCCUGGGAUUGGGGAGACCCGGGGGCCUGGGAGCGGCGCUUGGCGGGCAACCCUCUCUGUCUGUGGACGCGGGACAUCCGGAGCGCUCCGAGGGGCUUUUGCCCUUGAGGAGACGUGGGGUUCCAGGGCGGCAGGUGACAGGGCCAGAGAAAGAUGGAGCAGUUCGGGGCGGCGGCGUCGGGAGCUGGAGGAGGCGGCGAGGAACCUGGCGUGGGCCGGAGCAACAAGCGGAGCGCGGGGAACCGGGCCGCCAACGAAGAGGAAACGAAAAACAAACCCAAAUUGAACAUUCAAAUAAAAACUUUGGCAGAUGAUGUGCGUGACCGAAUUACAAGUUUCAGAAAAUCUACCGUCAAAAAAGAAAAACCUUUUAUUCAACAUCCUAUUGAUUCUCAAGCCGUGAUGAGUGAGUUUCCAGCGGCUCAGCCAUUAUAUGAUGAACGAUUUCAGAAUUUGUCUGAAAAGGAAGUUCUGGACCUCUUUGAGAAAAUGAUGGAGGAUAUGAACCUUAACGAAGAAAAGAAGGCCCCUUUACGAAACAAGGAUUUUACCACCAAGCGUGAGAUGGUUGUCCAGUAUAUUUCUGCUACUACCAAAUCUAUAGUUGGAAGUAAAGUUAUGGGUGGCCUGAAAAACAGCAAGCAUGAAUGCACCCUGUCUUCACAAGAAUAUGUUCAUGAAUUGCGAUCAGGUAUCUCAGAUGAGAAACUUCUCAACUGUCUGGAAUCUCUGAGGGUUUCCUUAACCAGCAAUCCUGUCAGCUGGGUUAACAACUUUGGCCAUGAAGGACUUGGACUUUUACUGGAUGUGCUGGAAAAGCUUCUGGACAAAAAACAGCAAGAAAAUAUCGACAAGAAGAAUCAGUACAAACUCAUUCAGUGCCUGAAAGCAUUUAUGAAUAAUAAGUUUGGACUGCAAAGGAUUUUAGGUGAUGAGAGGAGUCUUUUAUUGUUGGCAAGAGCAAUUGACCCCAAACAACCCAACAUGAUGACUGAAAUAGUAAAAAUACUUUCUGCUAUUUGCAUUGUUGGUGAAGAGAACAUUCUAGACAAACUUUUAGGGGCUAUCACUGCUGCAGCUGAAAGAAAUAACAGAGAACGAUUUUCACCAAUUGUCGAAGGAUUAGAAAACCACGAAGCCCUACAACUCCAGGUGGCCUGCAUGCAGUUCAUAAAUGCACUUGUCACUUCUCCAUAUGAUCUUGAUUUUCGAAUUCAUUUGAGAAAUGAGUUCCUCCGUUCUGGACUAAAAGCAAUGCUCCCAGGUCUUAAAGAAAAAGAGAAUGAUGAGCUUGAUAUUCAGUUGAGAGUGUUUGAAGAGAACAAAGAAGAUGACCUAAAUGAAUUAUCCCACCGUCUCAAUGACAUUCGAGCUGAAAUGGAUGAUAUGAAUGAGGUCUACCAUCUUCUCUAUAAUAUGCUGAAAGACACUGCAGCUGAAAAUUACUUAUUAUCCAUUCUGCAGCACUUUCUGCUUAUCAGAAAUGACUAUUAUAUAAGGCCACAGUAUUAUAAAAUAAUUGAGGAGUGUGUUUCACAAAUAGUGCUGCACUGCAGUGGCAUGGACCCGGACUUCAAGUACAGGCAAAGAUUAGACAUUGAUUUGACUCACCUGAUAGAUGCUUGUGUAAACAAGGCAAAAGUUGAAGAAAGUGAACAAAAAGCAAUGGAAUUUUCAAAGAAGUUCGAUGAAGAAUUCACAGCUCGUCAGGAAGCUCAAGCGGAGCUUCAGAAAAGAGAUGAAAAAAUCAAAGAACUGGAAACAGAAAUCCAGCAGCUUAGAACCCAGGGAGCUCCAUCUGAGAUCCCAGGCCCACCUCCACCACCACCACUGCCAGGUGCUGGACCGUGCCCACCACCUCCUCCUCCACCACCACCUCCACUUCCUGGAGUAGCUCCUCCUCCUCCACCACCUUUACCUGGUAUGCCUGGUAUUCCACCACCACCACCACCACCGCCCCCUUUGCUUGGAGGACCUCCUCCACCACCACCCCCUGGAGGAAUUCUUCCUCCCCUACCAGGAGCAAUUGAGCUACCAUAUGGAAUGAAGCAGAAAAAAGUAUAUAAACCAGAAGUAUCCAUGAAAAGAAUCAACUGGUCCAAGAUUGAGCCUAAAGAAUUAUCUGAAAACUGUUUCUGGCUAAAAGUAAAAGAAGAAAAGUUCGAGAAUCCAGACCUAUUUGCAAAAUUGGCCUUGACAUUUGCUUCCCAGAUAAAAGGUCAAAGGAAUGCAGAUGCUGCAGAAGAAAUUAGGCCCGGGCCUCCAAAGAAGAAAAUGAAGGAAUUGAGGAUUUUGGAUCCCAAAACAGCCCAGAAUCUGUCUAUAUUUCUAGGAUCUUACCGCAUGCCAUAUGAGGAGAUAAAGAACAUUAUUUUGGAGGUUAAUGAAGACUUGCUCAGUGAGGCCCUAAUUCAGAAUCUUGUUAAAUAUCUUCCUGAGCAGAAUGUACUCCGAGAACUAGCAGAGCUUAAGAAUGAAUAUGAUGAUCUCUGUGAGCCUGAGCAGUUUGGUGUUGUGAUGAGCUCGGUGAAAAUGUUGCGGCCUCGUCUCACAAGCAUCCUUUUCAAACUCACCUUUGAAGAACAUAUAAACAACAUCAAACCAGGCAUCAUAGCAGUAACUCUUGCAUGUGAAGAGCUGAAGAAAAGUGAAAGCUUUAACAGACUUUUAGAGUUGGUUCUUUUGAUUGGAAACUACAUGAACUCAGGCUCAAGGAAUGCCCAGUCUUUGGGCUUUAAGAUCAACUUUCUUUGUAAGAUCAGAGAUACAAAGUCAGCAGAUCAAAAAACAACCCUUUUGCAUUUUCUUGCUGAAAUAUGUGAGGAAAAACACCGAGAUAUCCUGAAAUUUCCUGAUGAGCUGGAACAUGUGGAAAGUGCAAGCAAAGUGGCAUUUCCACUGCUCCAGAAAAAUCUGAUCUCAGAAAGACAGCAGUUCAUAGUAACUGAGAAAGACAUCAAAAGAAAAGGAAGAGCACAAGGUAAACAUUUUUCCUUUGUAGAGAAAUUAGCUAACUUUACAAAGAAUGCCAGAGAGCAAUAUGAAAAAUUGUCCACCAUGCACAACAAUAUGGUGAAGCUCUAUGAGAACCUGGGAGAAUACUUCAUUUUUGAUCCGAACACAGUAACUAUAGAAGACUUUUUUGGUGAUCUCAACAACUUCAGAAACCUAUUUUUGGAAGCACUGAAAGAAAAUCAUAAGAGAAAAGAAAUGGAAGAGAAGAGUAGGAGGGCAAAACUUGCAAAAGAGAAAGCUGAACAAGAGAAGCUGGAACGCCAGAAGAAGAAGAAGCAGCUCAUUGAUAUAAACAAAGAGGGUGAUGAGACCGGAGUGAUGGAUAAUCUUCUGGAAGCCCUACAGUCAGGUGCAGCAUUCAGAGACCGCAGAAAGAGAAUUCCAAGGAAUCCAGAUAACAGACGGGCCCCUCUGGAAAGAUCACGCUCUCGCCACAAUGGAGCCAUGUCAUCCAAGUGAUUCCUGAUGCCAGAAAGAAUGGAGACAUUUAAGAAAACACAAUAAUUCAUCUUGAGAAGAACAAAAUAUACACUCAAGGGUUUGAGUGGAAAUAAAUGCAUUUCCACAAAGGUCAAGCUGAGCUGGGUGAAGUAAUAUGUAUUUGUAGGAGUACUGCAAGUCCACUAAUCCGAACCCAGCUGUCCUGAUUACAAACCAGUUGUUCCUCUGUAGUGUAAAGACCCACAUUACUUGACAUUUGGAGACUUUACCUGACUGUGGAGGCAAAAGUAUAAAAAGAAAAUAGAAGAAUCUUAAGGCUCCUACAAACAUUCCAUUAGAUUCUGUCAAAGAAUGUAAAACUGAAAUUUCUAGGUCACACCUACCCACCCCACCCCACUGUCCAAAAAAAUAAAAGAGGAGGAAAGGGGAAUAGAUAGGAAGAUUUUUCAGUGUCUACUUCUAGCUCUUCGUGUGUAUGUAUAUAGUGUAAACUCCGAGAGAAUGGGUGCAAAUAGCACACUCUGAAAAAGAAGCCCCAGUCAAGGUAUUUAGAACCCAUUUCAAGUGAAAGUUGAUGGAUUCAUCUAUUUGGCAGAAAUUAAUCUUACCAUUAGUCUAGUGUUUCAGCAUGAUAUCACAGGCACUUAUCAUUACUAAAAAUACAAAAUCAGCUAGAUUUUAACUUUAUUUAAGAAGUGUUUUCUAAUUCUGCAUAGAUAUCUGCCUUAUAGAAAUUCUUCGGAAAGCUAUUUUUGAGAAAACCCCUACACUUCAUGUAUAUGCUAGGGAUGAGCCUGAAAAUUCUAUUGCCUUUAUUUAGAUUUGAGAGGAAAAUAUUGAUUCCUGGUUCUUCACUCUAGUGCUUCUUUCUCCCUUCAUCCCUGAGAGUUAGGGAAUAGAACUGCAGAAGAGUCCAGAGGGAGGAAAGGGAUUUCAUUAUGCAGGAGGCAGUAGAAAACUUUGUAAAGGUCAAUUGUUUUAUCUCCCUUUCCACCCCUUUACCUGUUCUACUUUGGUAGUUGAAGUAAAAGCAAGUAUCUGUGCAUGUGUGUGGGUGUGUGGAUGUGUGUGCACACGUGUGUGCGUGCAUGCAUGUGCAUGUAUGUACGCACGUGUGCAUGCAUGUUUGUGUACUUAUAUCUCUUACUGCAGUAAUUCCAUAUCCUUGUAACAAGGUAAACCUCUCUGUCAUCACCAUACUUACUUACCUUAUAUUAUUAACACAUUUCAGUGAUGCUGCCAAAACAACACUAGCAGAUAAAGAAACUCGGCAUUGUUUUAAACAUGUGAGAGAGCAGAAGUUAUACUUAACUUAUCUAUUCGCUUACAAUGUGCAUUUGUAAUAAUUGGUGUAACUUCUCUGGAGAGUAAUUUCAAGACUAAUUCAUGCAGAUGAUUAUGAUUGCUGUAAAAGAUUGCUUGUAUGUAUAUUUCUUAUGUAGAAAAUUCUAUUUCUCCAAAGCACAUUAUAGACAUUCAGAGAAAAGAACAAAUGACUGGCUUAGCAAGCCACCUUCUGAGAUAAUGUAAACAAGUGACCAGUAGCUCACAGCAUCUUUAUACUGAUGUAUAUUAAUUUAAACUGUUGCCUUUCAUCCUAGUGCAUUCUUACUUGGGUAUUAUAAUUCAAAAUACUCUGAAGCUGCUAUAAUAGAGAAAUCAGAAGGUAACAAUGUCUGAGGUUUUUUUCAUUUUUUUCUUAAGUGAAAAAUCUCACACACACGCACACACACUUAAAAACAUACCACUUUCACAUACUUUUUAAAACAAUAACUACAAAAUUUAAGUUCUACUAAUUGAUGUAAAUAACUACUGUAUGCAUUUUUGACUUUACAAAGUAUUUUCUGAAAUAUUGUGGUAUGGCUUAUUUGAGGUUUUGUGUUUUAUUUUUUAUAGAUUUUCAGGCUGUAGAAAAUUGAUCUUGAAAUGUAAACUUUGACUGAAAUUUAGGGCAUUUGCCCUGCCAUAUUACCUAACUGGUCAAGGUUAACAUACUGAUGCGUAUCACCUUUUCCAGAUGUGAACUUGCCUUAUUUUCUAGUUUGUAAACAGGAAUGAAUGAAGUACUGUUAUUGAUAAAUUAUAUAUUUGUAUUUAAAUGCAUUCCACAUGCUUUUCACAAACAUUAGAAAACCUUUCAGGGGACACAUAAUUAACUUAUAGGACUUACAGUAGUCCUGUUCCAGCCACUUGCACUUUUUAUUUUAGGUUGAGGAGUAUCAUCCAAAAAGAAAUAUAUAGUGCAAUUUUUAAAAUAAAACCAAAUUAGGCUGAAAUUUUUAUUUUUAUUUUUGUUUAUUUCUGCCACAGAUGAGAAAUGCCAUUUCUACAACUUUUUCUCUGGAAUGUUACCUAACAAGUUAACUGAUUAGUAUAUUUUCCUUUCGCUACUGUAAUGCUUGACAGUAAAUCUGAUGGUUUAAGAUCACAGCAGUGUAUUCUCCCAUGGUCCUGGAGGCUAGAGGCUUGACAUCUGGGCAUCAGACCAUUCAUGCUACCCCAAGAGGCUACAGCAGAGGCCCCUUCUUUGCCUUGUUCAUCUUUGGAUUGCCAAAGGCACUGUGUAGCUUAUGACCACAUUUUUCUGUUCCUCUUCACAUUACCUUCCUCUCUGUGUACCUGAUCUCUCUCUGCCUCUCUUGUAAGGAUGCUGAUGGUGGCAUUUAGAGACCACCAUAUUAAAACAGGAUGAUCUCACCACUGAUCCUGAACUUCCUGAUAUCUGCAUGACUCUUCUUCCCACCUGUCUGCCAACUGACCCCCAGAAUGUAUGUUUGCCCCAUAUGUAAAAUGCAUUCACCUCAUCUCAAUGUUCUCCAGGCUCAAAAGUAACUCCAAACUCUAAAAUUUCAUCCAAAUGCCAUUAGUUCCAAAUCCAAUAAUCUAGAUCGUCCAAUGAAGUAUAUGAAUGAUAUUUAGGUAUUCCCAUUCCUGGAACAAUAGCCUUUCUCUACCUGGUACUCAGUGAGAGAACAAAUAAAAAUGAAUUAUUCUCUCCUAAAAUAGCACUAGAGCAGGCGUGGACUAAUAACAAAGGAACUCCUGCUCCAAAAGGGAAAGAACAGAAAGUAGAAAGGAGUCAUCUGCCCCAACAGUUUUCCAAACAACCAGCCAAACAAGUUGCCCAUCGGUGUCAAGGCAUGGCAAUGGCUUUCUGUCUCAGAUAUCACCCUUUGGAACUGCAGCUCUUUUCUCUGCUCCAGGCCUCAGGUCUCUGCCUUUGUACCCACAGUUGCUUUUGCCUUUGGGGUGCUUCUUUUACUAAUCUGAAAGUUAUCACAUUUUGCAGAUAAGUAAUUUUAUUAGCAUGUUUUCUGACAAUGGUGAUCUAUCUGGCAGGCUUCUCUCAUUUCCUCCUAUCUGUUUGUUUCAAACCAAGCCAAAAGUAUUCUGAUAAUUACUGCAUUCUCAAAAAUCACAUGUGAGUUCCAAGUAUGUCAUGUCAAUCCAAGCUCACAGUUUUUUGGUUUUUGGUUUUUCAAGACAGGGUUUCUCUGUAGCUCUGGAGCACAACCUAGAACUAGCUCUUGUAGACAAGGCAGGCCUUGAACUAACACAGAUCCACCUGCCUCUGCCUCCCAUGUUCUGGGGAAAAGGUGUGUACCACCACCGCCCGGCAUCCUCACAGUUUUUUCAUAAAUAGUUUCAGCUCUAUGUGUGGUUGUCUUUGAGAUAGCUGAAUGAAUCCAGGAAUGUGUGCCUGAUCUAGUCAGUGCUUGCUAUUCUUUAAAAACUGGUAGGCCACAUCCUUCACCUUAACUCCAAAGCACAUCUUCACGCAGAAUUUUACCAUCUUUAAGAUUAACAAAAUUUACCAAAUUAAAUGAUGUUUCCUUAUUGGCAUAAUGGUUCUUUCUUCAAUUUACCUCCUCUUUUUCUUUUCUUAACAUUUUCAUUUCCUCCUAUUUAACUUUUUUAAAUUAGUAAAAAAGUAAUGAGUUUCACUAUGACAUUUUCAUUAACAUUUUGUUUUUCUUUUGAUUAUUCUCCCUACCUUCCAUCCUCCUGCCCUCACUUCCACACUACCCCCUGUUACGGUCCCAUCAGUAACUCCCAUUUCACCUUCAUAUCUCAUUUAUUAUCCUCCUUUCUCCUCCCCACUCCCUUAAGUCUGCUGGCCCACCUCCAGCAAGAAUGAAUUAGCUCAUGCCUCCAACAUUUGGCUUGCCAAGCUCCUCAGUUAAAUACCCGACUUUAUCACUUACAGGAUCAAGACUGGCUUUCCACAAAACUACAGGAGACAAUUCAGAUAAGUUGUUGUUUAGUUUGUUUUCUUUUUUGCUGCUAUAUAACAACAACUGUCUUUCUUCCAGGUCCCAGUACAAUAUUCAUUUCCUUUUGUGCCCUCACCAGAAAUGCCUUUAACAUUGACAUUCCCAACAGUGGUUUGGCUCAGGCAAUCUAUAGUUUCUCUAUUAAGUUCGUCAUCUAAAAUUGUUCCACCUUCCACCCAGUAGCCCAUUCCAAAGCCCCUUUCCAAUCUGUAAAUAUUUGUCAUAGCAAUAUCCCACCUCAUUCUAAAAUUUCUGUUAGGGUUCUAUGGUUACUGUAACAGAUUCCCACAACACAGUGGGAAACAAGAGUAGAUGUCUGGUUCUGUGAUGUUUUUAAGGUCACAAAUCCAAAGCCAAGAUAUUAACAAGACAGCACUCCUCUGAGGGCUUGGGUAGAAAAUCCAUUCUUUGCCUCUUUUCGUGUGUUUUUCAUUAGUCCUUGGGUUGUGGCUUCAUCUGCCUUUUUAACAUCAUCCCCUAUGUAUAUAUAAUCUACCUCUCCCUCUCUCUUGUAAGGAUAGUUUUGUUGACCCGUCCAGAUUAUCUAUGGUUACAUCCUCAUUUUCAGAGUCUAAAUUUAGUUACACCUCCCAAUACAUGCUUAACCAAAUAUGGUAAUAUCUCAAAUUCUGGUGAUUAGCACAUGAAUAAACAUGUCUUUUUGUGGAGGGGGCCAUAAUUCAACCACUACAGUAGUCACUGCAUACAAAUAUUCUUUAUACUUUUGAAAAUGCAUCCUUGGUGCUCAAGCCAGAUUUAAGGUUGUUAUUAAAAAGCUACUGUCUGCACAGGCUACUGCAUGCUUUGUUAUUAAAUAGACAAAAGGCUAUUCCAAAUUUUGGUUGAUACUUUUGCCACUAUAGCCAAUUAGUUGAAAAAAUUCAUGGAUCUCAACUCUGCUCUAGUGUAUCUCUUCUGCCCUUUUUAUGGAGUCUUUGUUCAGUUAUCUUCUCUGAUGCAUAAUGCAGGCACAAAACUACCUCUGAUACAGAAGGGUUCUUUAAAAGCUUCCUUUAGAUAUUGUGAAUCCCUCUGCUGAAGGGAGAGGUGAAAGCAAAGACGGUGUUGAAUGGGUAUUGAGGGAGAUUGUGUCCGUAGCAAGCCACCUUAAAGAAAUAGUUCAAGCAGCAGUAAAACUGUCGAUUUGUGCUCUCAUUUAGCCUCAGAACAAACACCUGUAUCUAUGCUGGACCAAUAACGACUUGCAAUCUCUAUAUAAUGCCUACUAAUUCAAUAAAGCUUAGA